Messenger RNA from Chelonoidis abingdonii (Abingdon island giant tortoise), 1241 nucleotides. The record is from RefSeq and is a predicted model, not a curated record. NCBI's taxonomy places the organism in Eukaryota, Metazoa, Chordata, Testudines, Testudinidae.
CGUGGGGCUGGCAGGCCAUGAAGCAGCGGGACAGGAGCCCCCCCCGGAACAAGCCGUGGAAGAAACUCAAGAGCAUGGUCCACUGGUCACCUUUCGUCGUGUCCUUCAACAAGCGCUACCCAUGGGUGCAGCUGGCCGGCCAUGCGGGGAAUUUCAAAGCCGGGGACUAUGGGCGGAUCCUGAAGAAGCUCUGCCCGCGGGAGCAGCAGUGCCUGGAGCGCCUCAUGCGGGACUCGCUGCGCCCCCACGUGCCCACCUACUUCGGGCUGGCGCAGCGGGACGGCGAGUGCUACAACCAGAUGGAGGAUCUGCUGGCCGGCUUCGAGAUGCCCUGCAUCAUGGAUUGCAAGAUGGGGGUCAGGACGUACCUGGAGGAGGAGCUGGAGCAGGCCCGGCAGCAGCCCCGGCUGCGCCGUGACAAACAUGUAAGAAGAUGGUGGCGGUCGGAUCCAGGGGCGCCCAACCGCCGAGGAGCACCGCUCAGCGCGCUGGCUCAAGCCCGCUACAAUGCAAUUGGAGGGAGGCGCUUAGCUCCAAGUGCCGACGCUAUAGGCUUCCGCAUUCGAAGCAUCAAGUUAAAAACACUUUCGUUGAUCAGUUCUACACCCUCCCCUCUUCCUCCCCAGACAAACUACCUGGAGCGCUUGAAGGAGCUGCGGGCGGCACUGGAGCAGUCCGAGUUCUUCAACACCCAUGAGGUGGUGGGGAGCUCUCUGCUUUUUGUCCAUGACCGGACGGGAUUGGCCAAGGUCUGGAUGAUCGACUUCGGCAAGACGGUGCCGCUGGCCGGGGAGCAGACGCUGACGCAUCGGCUGCCGUGGGUGGAGGGGAACCGGGAGGAAGGCUACCUCUGGGGGCUGGACAAUCUCAUCACCAUCUUCAGCACCAUGGAGCAGGACUGAGCCGGGGCCGGCGUGCUGGGGACAUCCAGCCCCGGCUCUGUGCAACAGCCGAGCACUGCCGUGCAGUGCCCUCCCGGCCUCUUAUUUAUACAGCCAGAUAUGCUACAGCCCAUCCGCCUGGGCCGGCUUCCAGCGGCUCAGACGACCCCACGCCAGGGAUAGGAUGGGGCAGCGCCUGGCCCGUCACACAGACAUCAGGGGACCCGGUUUACACCAACUAACGGGAAGGGCGAGAACUAGUCCCGUCUCGGAGCAGAGCCACUUCCCGCUCAGCUGUUCGUUCCACAGCCCAGCCCGAGGGAGAGCGAGGCUGGGGGAACCCUGGGAAGGCCGAGAUUG